Molecule: messenger RNA, 1257 nt
Organism: Chrysochloris asiatica (Cape golden mole)
Lineage: Eukaryota; Metazoa; Chordata; Mammalia; Afrosoricida; Chrysochloridae
Gene: BCAT2
Product: branched chain amino-acid transaminase 2, mitochondrial
Exons: 12
Coding region: 1-1257 (418 amino acids)
Biological process (GO): L-leucine biosynthetic process; L-valine biosynthetic process
Cellular component (GO): mitochondrion
Molecular function (GO): branched-chain-amino-acid:2-oxoglutarate transaminase activity
Source: RefSeq, a predicted model, not a curated record
AUGGCCGCAGCCGCACUGGGACAGCUUUGGACCCGCAAAUGUCUCCCUGUCCCGUGGCUUCUGUGUGGUUCCAGAAGAUGUGUCUCUUCCAGCUUCAAGGCUGCAGAUCUGCAGCUGGAAAUGACGCAGAAGCCUCAUAAGAAGCCCAGCCCCAGUGAGCCCUUGGUGUUUGGGAGGAUUUUCACAGACCACAUGCUUAUGGUGGAAUGGACCGGGAAGAAGGGCUGGGGCCGGCCCCAAAUCAAGCCCUUCCAGAACCUCACACUGCAUCCGGCCUGCUCAGGCCUCCACUACUCACUGCAGCUCUUUGAGGGCAUGAAGGCAUUCAAGGGCCCUGACCAGCAGGUGCGUCUCUUCCGACCCUGGCUCAACAUGGAGCGUAUGUUACGCUCUGCCCAGCGCCUCUGCCUGCCGAGUUUCGACAAAAGCGAGUUGCUGGAGUGCAUCCGCCAGCUCGUCCAAGUGGACAAGGAUUGGGUUCCAGAGGAUGCUGGUACCAGCCUCUAUGUUCGGCCUGUGCUUAUUGGGAAUGAGCCCUCACUGGGCGUCGGCCUCUCCACGGAAGCCCUUCUGUAUGUCAUCCUCAGCCCUGUGGGCUCCUACUUCCCAGGAGACGCCGUGACUCCUGUCUCCCUCCUGGCAGACCCAACUUUCGUCCGGGCCUGGACGGGUGGGGUUGGCGACUGCAAGCUGGGCGGGAACUACGGGCCCACAGUGUUUGUACAGCAGGAGGCGAAGAAGAGGGGCUGUGAGCAGGUCCUCUGGCUGUACGGGCCAGACCACCAGCUCACAGAGGUGGGCACCAUGAACAUCUUCGUCUACUGGACCCACGAGGACGGGGUGCUGGAGCUGGUGACCCCCCCACUGGAUGGUGUCAUUCUGCCCGGAGUCGUCAGACAGAGCGUCCUGGACCUGGCUCAGACCUGGGGUGAGUUCCGGGUCACUCAACGAAAGAUCACCAUGAAGGAGCUGCUGCAGGCGCUGGAAGAGGGGCGGGUGCGGGAAGUCUUUGGCUCGGGCACUGCCUGUCAGGUCUGCCCGGUGCACCAAAUCCUGUACCAAGGCAAGCAAAUUCACAUUCCCACCAUGGAAAAUGGGCCCGAGCUUAUCCUCCGCUUCCAGAAGGAGCUGAAGGCGAUUCAGUACGGAACAAGAGCUCAUGAGUGGAUGCUCACGUGCAAUAUGAAGAAAAGGCCGGGUGCCGAGAUGCCUGGAUCUCCAGCGCCCCCACGUGGUCUCUACAUCCCAAAGCCAUAA